Messenger RNA from Lucilia cuprina (Australian sheep blowfly), 1054 nucleotides. Its product is annotated as clumping factor A-like. The transcript has 2 exons. NCBI's taxonomy places the organism in Eukaryota, Metazoa, Arthropoda, Insecta, Diptera, Calliphoridae. The record is from RefSeq and is a predicted model, not a curated record. The annotation marks the transcript as partial.
AGUCGUCAACUGAUACAACUCCAGAAUCAUCCACUGACUCAACACCAGAGUCUUUAACUGACUCAACACCAGAGUCGUCAACUGACUCGACACCAGAAUCUUCAACUGAUACAACUCCAGAAUCGUCCACUGAGUCAACCCCGGAAUCAUCCACCGACUCAACUCCAGAAUCGUCUACUGAGUCAACACCAGAAUCAUCCACUGACUCAACUCCAGAAUCGUCAACUGAGUCAACACCAGAGUCGUCAACUGACUCAACACAAGAGUCGUCAACUGACUCAACACCAGAGUCUUCAACUGAUUCAACUCUAGAAUCUUCAACUGAUACAACUCCAGAGUCGUCCACUGAGUCAACCCCGGAAUCAUCCAAGUCUUCAACUGACUCAACUCUAGAGUCUUCAACUGAUACAACUCCAGAGUCUGCAACUGACACAACUCCAGAAUCUUCAACUGAUACAACUCCAGAGUCGUCCACUGACUUAACACCAGAGUCGUCAACAGACUCAACACCAGAGUCUUCAACUGACUCAACUCUAGAAUCUUCAACUGAUACAACUCCAGAUUCGUCCACUGAGUCAACACCGGAAUCAUCCACUGACUCAACUCCAGAGUCGUCUACUGACUCAACACCAGAGUCUUCAACUGACUUAACACCAGAGUCGUCAACUGAUACAACUCCAGAAUCGUCCACUGACUCAACACCAGAGUCUUCAACUGACUCAACACCAGAGUCGUCAACUGACUCGACACCAGAAUCUUCAACUGAUACAACACCAGAAUCGUCCACUGAGUCAACCCCGGAAUCAUCCACUGACUCAACUCCAGAAUCGUCUACUGAGUCAACACCAGAAUCAUCCACUGACUCAACUCCAGAAUCAUCAACUGACUCAACACCAGAGUCGUCAACUGACUCAACACAAGAGUCGUUAACUGACUCAACACCAGAGUCUUCAACUGACUCAACUCUAGAAUCUUCAACUGAUACACCUCCAGAGUCGUCCACUGAGUCAACCCCGGAAUCAUCCACUGACUCAACUCCAGAAUCGUCUACUGA